CUGGUUGCCUGCGCCAGAAUGCUUUCCCCGGCCACUAUUAAUCCAGGCUGGCCCAGCACUUGUUCAUGACCAUUCUUUUGAUAGUUCACUGCAAUAAUGACUUCCAACGCACCAUCUGAGUGCUGUCUGGUGGGACACCUGCACGAGGGCAAGGCCAGCGGAGAAGUCCAAGAAAUUGCCAAUAUCUCGACCUACAUCGCCUAUCCACCUGAUCGGUCGACAAAAAAUGCCAUCUUGUUUCUCACUGAUGGCAAUGGCCAUCGCUUCAUCAACGCCCACUUGAUGGCAGAUCAGUUUGCCGCCUGCGGCUACUUCGUGGUGAUGCCCGACCUCUUCCACGGAGACCCCAUCCCAAUCGACUAUGGGCCUGAUUUUGAUAUAAUGGGCUGGUACAACCAACACCUGCCGCCCAGGGUGGAUCCCAUCAUCGAUGCUAUACUUGGGGAGAUGUGCACUACUUUCGGCUGCCAGCGAGUCGGCGCUGUCGGAUAUUGUUUUGGUGGCAAAUAUGUGUGCCGCUACCUCAAAGCUGGCAAACUUAAUGCAGGGUUCAUAGCCCAUCCAACCAUGGUGCAGGUGGGGGAGCUGGAAGGGGUCGAAGGGCCGUUGAGUAUUGCAGCUGCUAUUGUUGAUCCCGUCUUCACCACUGCCAACCGCCACGAGAGUGAGGCGAUCCUAGCCAGACUUGGUGUCCCCUUUCAAAUAAACCUGUUCUCUGAUGUAGAACACGGGUUUGCGGUCCGCUGCAACUUGGCAGAGCCCCGGCAGAAAUUCGCCAAAGAAGCGGCAUUUGAGCAGGCUGUGGCGUGGCUCGAUCGGUAUGUGAAGGAAUGAGAUUCAGAAGUCGUGGAAAUUAGUGUCAAAGAAGAUCCCACUAUGGCGAGAAGCUCCAUAAGUUAUACACCAUCGAGAUCCAGGGCACUAGUGAGACCGCAGACCCAGUCUACUCUGCAUGGUGCCUAUAAAUGUGUCAUCUCCUGCAAA
Messenger RNA from Aspergillus welwitschiae, 984 nucleotides. RefSeq names its product dienelactone hydrolase family protein. The record is from RefSeq and is a predicted model, not a curated record. Bases 97 to 834 code for a protein of 245 amino acids. NCBI's taxonomy places the organism in Eukaryota, Fungi, Ascomycota, Eurotiomycetes, Eurotiales, Aspergillaceae. The transcript has 3 exons. Gene Ontology annotation, molecular function: hydrolase activity.